UGUCGACACUUUAACAGCGCAGCUUCGCCGGGCGGGAUUUCCGCAAUAAUAUCAAGUAUGGCGAAGACAUACGACUAUUUGUUUAAAUUACUGUUAAUAGGCGACUCUGGUGUCGGGAAGACCUGUGUCCUGUUCAGGUUUUCAGAAGACGCCUUCAAUUCAACGUUUAUCUCAACUAUAGGAAUUGAUUUCAAGAUCAGGACAAUAGAGCUCGACGGCAAGAAGAUAAAGUUGCAGAUAUGGGAUACUGCUGGCCAGGAGCGCUUCCGAACAAUCACAACCGCCUACUACAGAGGAGCAAUGGGCAUCAUGCUUGUCUACGACAUCACCAACGAGAAGUCUUUUGAAAAUAUCAAGAACUGGAUAAGAAACAUAGAGGAGCAUGCAUCAUCUGAUGUUGAGAAGAUGGUCCUUGGCAACAAGUGUGACAUCAAUGACAAGCGGCAGGUGUCCAAAGACAGAGGGGAGAAGCUUGCAUUGGAGUACGGGAUAAAGUUCAUGGAGACCAGUGCAAAGGCCAACAUCAACGUUGAGAAUUCAUUUCUGACACUUGCAAGAGACAUCAAAUCCAAAAUGGACACAAAAUUGGAGGGCAACACGCCGCAGGGGACCAGUCACGGAGUCAAGAUCUCAGAGCCUCAGAAAAAGACCAGCUUCUUCCGCUGUAGCUUACUCUGAGGACUGAGGCCUUCAACAACUGGCUGGACAUAAAUGGACUGUGCUUGCUGUUAGCACUUCCUUUCCCCUUCCCUCUUUUGACCGAUCCACGGCCUGUCCUCCCAGUCCACACACAAACCAUAAUAUUCCAAGUAAGCGGAGGAGGUCCCCUCCUCUCUUCUUCUUCCUCUGAAAGCUUCCAGUGGUGCAUCUCUUCCAUUUUUAGGAGAUCGGUUGUCUUCAUUGGUCAGAGUGCUUGACUGGUUGAGGACUCAGCCAGGAGUGUAUUCUCCACAGCUUCCUUUUCACAGAAAGACAAGCUCUUACUCCUGAUGUUAGUCUCUUUGUACCACACACUCAUAUUUCACACAGCCAGUAGCACAACCGAGGACGAGAAACCGUUGAAUUUAUGUCAAAGUUAUGGGAUUCCAAUUACAAAAAGUAAUAUCUAUAUCUAUUUUUUACGAGUGCUCUUUCCCCUAUUUGUGUUAUAAAUGCUAACCAGAGACUGAAAGGCUUGCACUUUAGUGAAACAGAGCUGCACAUGCUUUCAUUUUCACCUGAGCUGUCCAGAAUCCCUCAAAGAGGCAGUCCCAGAUCAGAGAAGAAUCAGAUUGGAAGGUUUUCAAUGUGAGCUCUGUUCUUCGCGCGUUUGUCAUCCUUAGCAAUCAUUCGAUGCGUUUCAUCUUGUCUCAUUCAUUACACAAUGCCUCCAACUUUGAUUAACCUUUCCGCAAUAGCUCUCAGGUGCUGGGAGGCGCUUUGGCAAUGCAAAAACUAGAAAUACAAUCCAGAUUUUUGACUGCGUAGAUUAAGCACGGCUGUUAAAUAAAUAUCAGUGUUGUUGAGAAGACAAGAUUCUGCUGAAGCUUUGUGUGGUUAAGAGACCAGCAAGAACUUCUUGUCAUGUUAAAUUGCUCAGUGAAUAGGUGUCAAAAUUGAAAGUAUGCUUAAUCUAUAUUUUACAGAAAUAUCAAGAUAUGCUGCAAAUAUAUAUAUAUCGCCCACAGUAGAGUUCUUUGUAAUAAGAGCCGAGGCCAUAUUUAGUAAUUAUUUAAUAAUCAGUAAGUCUAAAACUUAUUCCCAAGAAUAAUACAUUUAUUUUUUGUUCUAAAAAUGUCAGAAAAUAUCUUAGAGAGAGUUUUCUUAUGUCUAAGCUGAAGCUUCUUUUUGUCAAAUUACCUGUUAAAAAAAACACCCUAAAAACAUUUAAUUUCCUAUCAUGUAAGGUAAAGAAAGAAAGCAAAUCCACACGAUUGAGAAUGUAGAAAUGGCAACAACAUUUAUUAUUUAUGCUUAAUGAUUCACCUUAAAGGUGAAUAUCAAAAUAUGACCGGGCAAUUUAUGUUUGAAAAAAAAAAAAAAAGAACAGCUUGUCCUCUAAAUUGGUUUGCUUGAAAGUGUCGCCUUUUAAAUUUGACUCGGAAGUUUCUGAAGCAGCUCUGAUUCACAGUAAAGCUAAAUGACGUCCUGGUUACACUGAUCAACAAAUCCAAGUCUAGCACUGUAAGCCCCCUUCUUCUUCUUCUCCUGCUAUCCACGCAGCUCUCCUUGCACUUUACCAGUAACUCGUGUUUUGUGUGUAGUCUGUGCCAAGUGAUAGUUUUGCAAUACAACAAUACAAUUACUUAGUUUAAAAAAAAAAAAGUGUUAAUCUAUUGAGUCUUUGUAGGAUGACGGGCAUAACUCCUAAAUUUUACUACACCUUAAUCUCCUUCUGCUAUCUCACUGCUUGUGAAGCACUGUCCCGGUUUUAGAUCACUGACAAAAAUGCCCUGUCAUACUUAAAUAUAUAUAUAUAUUUAUAUAAAAAGAAUAAUCAUUUGCAAGCCUGUGUUUCUAUGCUACUGCCCUGCCAAACUGUAGUUUAAAAAGUGAUUGUUUUCCCCGUGUACACUGGCUCCAUGUAAGCUCCAGACGGUCCCAUAGUUAGCUGUUGUACAUUUUCCUGUGUGUUUGUGUUUGAUCAUAGUUUGACAGCUAGGUGGCACCGCAGGCAAAGUAGACGUAACAGAUGAGCACCUGAACUCCAAUUAUAAUCAGUAUUUUAUUAAGAACACGAGCCAUAGUGAACUCGACGUGUGUUAUCCAUGCACCCUCUUUUUAACAUUUAUGUCUCCGACUUUUUCCACCAUUCCUCAUGUUCCGUUCCUGCAUUUGUUGCUAGUCUGAAAAUCCAACUCCUGUAUGCACAAUAUCGAGGGAGGAUCAGCUUUUGCUUGCCUGCACUUUUUUUUUUUUAAAUAUCAAAUCAUUUGGGACCUCAUGACUACCAUGGCCAUUUGUCUUAACCGCUAAUACUCAGUUCUGUCAUAGGUGAGCUAUGCAUUGUGAAUCUUGGACCUGUGCAUAUUUGUGUGAAGUAAGUUUUCAGACAUACUUGUAGUCCUGUACAGUUGAAUGUAUGGGUUUGUUUUUUGUUUGUUUGUUUUGCAUCAUUCGCUGAGUCUUCAACAGGCACUGCUAAAUCAAUGUGGGUGAAGUUUAGAGUGAUGAAAGGUUGAGUAGGAAGAGUCUUGAUGUUGAAAUGUGGAGACGGAGCCGCCGUCUCGUUGGAGUGAUGCCGUAGCUUUAAGUCAGGAACAGAAACGUAGGGAGGAGACUUUUGUGGGACUCAGCGCUGUAUCAUUUGUCGGCUGAAAUGAUACCUUCUCUUUGAUUUUGUUUUGAAAUCAUAUCCUCUUUCUUAAGACUCCUAUCGCACAUCAUAUUAUACUGUACACCCCCUUUUUACAGCCAUAUUUUCAUUCCAUCUAUUGGGAAGUACACAGGGAGAAUGAAAAAUUACAUUUUGAAAAAAAGAGAAAUAAACACACAUUGUAAAUACCACAUUGAAAAAAAGAGAUCUACUUAAAGUGUACUGUACUUUCUAAACCCAUAUGAUAAUUUAUCUACAAUUUGUAGAUAUGUGUACUUUUGAUUUAAUAAAAUAAGAUGAUAAAAUUUA
This is a messenger RNA of Labrus mixtus (cuckoo wrasse), 3604 nucleotides long. RefSeq names its product ras-related protein Rab-8A-like. Lineage: Eukaryota; Metazoa; Chordata; Actinopteri; Labriformes; Labridae. Gene Ontology annotation, biological process: neurotransmitter receptor transport to postsynaptic membrane; protein secretion; cellular response to insulin stimulus. Gene Ontology annotation, molecular function: GTPase activity; GTP binding. Gene Ontology annotation, cellular component: synaptic vesicle; endosome; plasma membrane. The coding region runs from base 58 to 678 and encodes 206 amino acids. The transcript has 8 exons. The record is from RefSeq and is a predicted model, not a curated record.